CAUUCAUGAAUGUCACAUUCAACAAACAAAAACAACUAUGGCUGCAUCGGUUGAUGAAACUCCAAUCGAUCGUAAAUUAGAUGAUAUUUUCGAGGAAGCCUACAACUUGUACAAUGGCUUCGACGACUGUGUCGAUCCAACCAAUAGUCCAGACUUCCAGCGAAAAAUCAAGCAAAGUAUUGGCUUAUUCGAGGAAGCGACAAAAUUGGUCAGUUUAACGGGACUGUUCAGUUCGAAUGAAGAGUAUGAGGAGAUCGCUACGGAUCAUUUGAAGUACCUGCUUUUGCCGUAUUUUCUAGGACAACUCACUCUAAAAAUAUGCUCAAGCGAUCGCAGAAACAUCGUAGAAGUGAGCGAAGUUUAUUUUAGGGAUUUUUUAAAACGUUGCAUCGAAUACGGAUUAACCGCAACCAACACAGAGACCGCAUUGGCACAAGUGGAACGUCAACCGAAUAGCGAAGUGGCGGCCCUCAUUGCAAUGUCCAAGCAACGGAACACAAAAAUCGAACAAUAUCGCAUCAAGAAGGAGCUCGACGAUCAAAUCAAACAAAUCAAAAUUGUCAUGGAGCGUGAACACAUCGACGAUGACUUGAAGCGCGAUUUCUACAUCAAAUUGAUCAAGUCCAGUAUUAUGAAUUCCGUCGAUGAAAUAUCCAGCGUCGAACAGGAAAAACAGAUCUUGGAUCACAUGAGUAAGCUGAGGCAUGAUGAUCCGGAUAGCGACCAGCCGAAACCAGUACGAAGACCGACACAGCCGCUGCGACCGAUUAUUAUCACAAAAGAUGCCGUUCAGAAGGCAGUCUAUGGAUUGGGUUAUCCCAGUAUGCCGACAAUGACCGUCGACGAAUUUUAUACGCAACGUGUGGCCGAUGGUGUUUUUCCAGAUCCAACGGUGGUAAGGGAUCCGAAUAGUCUGCAGCAGAGAGCGAUGAGGGGCGAAACUACUGAAUUGGAUGAACAGGAAGAGGUUAAGAAGGAACAAGACAUUGAGAAUGACGACGAGGAGUAUUUGGCAAGGCAGCGAGCUAUGGACGAAUUCAAAGACGAUGUGCGCAGAGGCGAUGGUAAUCGCUACAAUCGAUCUUAAGUGAAGUUUCAUUUUGUAUCUAAAGUUCUCAUCAUAAUAUAGUGUUUUGAAGAAGAAAAA
This is a messenger RNA of Bradysia coprophila, 1147 nucleotides long. It is a transcript of the gene Tap42, whose product is annotated as immunoglobulin binding protein Tap42. Lineage: Eukaryota; Metazoa; Arthropoda; Insecta; Diptera; Sciaridae. The record is from RefSeq and is a predicted model, not a curated record. Gene Ontology annotation, molecular function: protein phosphatase 2A binding. Gene Ontology annotation, biological process: regulation of dephosphorylation; regulation of signal transduction. Gene Ontology annotation, cellular component: cytosol.